Lecanosticta acicola is the source of this 1053-nucleotide messenger RNA. Lineage: Eukaryota; Fungi; Ascomycota; Dothideomycetes; Mycosphaerellales; Mycosphaerellaceae. The record is from the annotation of a GenBank genome assembly.
AUGGAUCUCCAGACCGUAGAACGAUGUCUCAAUUUAUUAAAGACGAGGUAUAUCUGACACUUCAAUACGAUAUAUACCGAGCCGGCACAGUCUGACAGCCUGUAUAGUCCAUCGAUCGAUACCGUGGAUAUCACCGGCGGAGCGCCCGAACUAAAUCCCUAUUUCAGGACUCUCGUAGCUGAGGUACGACUGACUCCCCGCGUUUCUUGCGUCGGCUCACACGCUCCAGGCACGAGCAAUGGGCAAGAGGGUCAUUGACCGAUGCAAUCUUACCGUCCUUUUCGAAAAGGGGCAGGAAGACUUGGCAGACUUUCUUGCCGAGCGGAAGGUCGACGUGGUGGCUUCGCUACCUUGUUACACUCAGGACAACACCGACAAACAACGCGGCAAGCAGGUAUUCAAUGACAGGUAAGCUCUCUUUGAAUCGAUAGCUUCGUUCUCUAACAUUCCGCGACAGUGUCACUGCAAUCAAGCUGCUCAACGACAAGGGCUUCGGUCGCGGCUCUGAACAGACUUCCCUUAGACUGGACCUUGUAUACAAUCCGCUAGGCCCGUCUCUCCCUCCACACCAGAUUCAACUGGAAGCAGAUUACAGACAUCGCUUAUGGAAAGAUCACCAGAUCACCUUCAACUCGCUCCUUGCUAUAACCAAUAUGCCUAUCAAACGAUUUGCCGACGACCUCUACCAGACAGGGCAAUACGCAUCCUAUAUGGGACUACUCGCGAAUGCUUUCAAUCCAAGCACCGUCCCGGCUCUGAUGUGUCGGAAUACCGUCAACGUUGCGUGGGAUGGUAAGAUCUAUGACUGCGAUUUCAACGCUGCGUUGGAGCUCAACAGCGCAAUGAGCGACGCCGAAGGGAACAGGACUCGGAGAGCUGAUAUUUGGGCAGUCGGUAUGUUCAAUCCAUAGCAGUCCAGGACAGAUGGUAAUUCCGCUAACUCAAGUCGCAGAGAACCUGUCUGACCUGCAGAAUGGCUUGAUCCGUACGAACAAACAUUGCUACGGCUGUACCGCGGGCUCGGGAUCCAGCUGCGGCGGUAAUCUCGCCUGA